Molecule: messenger RNA, 6097 nt
Organism: Tachysurus vachellii
Lineage: Eukaryota; Metazoa; Chordata; Actinopteri; Siluriformes; Bagridae
Gene: cdk18
Product: cyclin dependent kinase 18
Exons: 16
Coding region: 325-1725 (466 amino acids)
Biological process (GO): protein phosphorylation
Cellular component (GO): nucleus; cytoplasm
Molecular function (GO): ATP binding; protein kinase activity
Source: RefSeq, a predicted model, not a curated record
CUCUCUCUCUCUCUCUCUCUCUCUCUCUCUCUCUGUGGUGGGGGGGAGGGAAGGAGGGCCUCGUAUGAAAAGCAGCAGAAGAGAAGGCAGUGCAGGAGCAGCCUGUGGAGACAGGGGACAGACUCUGAGUGUGUGUGUGUCCACCUCCAACACUCUCACACAUACGCACACACAUAUCCCCCAGUUGUGGAUUUAUUAGUGUUGCCAAAGAAGCUGGAGGGCCUGGUGUCGUCCUCGUCCUCGUCCUCAGCAGCAGCAGCAGCAGCAGCAGCAUCAGGGACACACAACGCUCCUCGUCCUCUCCUGAGUCUGGGGCACUGAGAAAUGAACAAAAUGAAGAACUUCAAGCGCCGCUUCUCGCUGUCUGUGCCAAGAACAGAAACGAUAGAGGAGAACGAGUUCACCGAGCAGAUCAACCAGCUCAACAUCCAGCGCAAUGAGGAUCUGGUGCCGAACAGCCUGGGCCUGCACUCUCUCCACCCGUCCACCAGUCCAUUGGCCUCCAACCAUCAGGCUCCAUCUCCCACACAGCUGCACUACCACAGCAAAGUCCAGCAUCGCCGCUUCUCCAUGGAGGACGUCAGUAAGAGGAUGGCCCUGCCCAUGGACAUUCGUUUGCCGCCAGAGUUUCUAAAGAAGUUGCAGAUGGAGAGCCCAGAAGACUGCAAACCACUUAGCCGCAUGUCCAGACGAGCCUCACUGUCUGACAUCGGGUUCGGGAAACUGGAGACGUACGUAAAACUGGGCAAACUGGGAGAGGGCACUUAUGCGACUGUAUUCAAGGGGCGCAGCAAGCUGACCGAAAAUCUGGUGGCCCUGAAAGAGAUCCGGCUUGAGCAUGAAGAAGGAGCCCCUUGCACUGCCAUCAGAGAAGUUUCGCUGCUGAAAAACCUGAAACACGCCAACAUCGUGACUCUGCAUGACAUCAUCCACACCGACCGCUGCCUCACUCUGGUCUUCGAAUAUUUAGACAGCGAUCUGAAGCAGUACCUAGACAACUGUGGAAACCUCAUGAGCAUGCACAACGUAAAGAUAUUUAUGUUCCAGCUUCUGCGUGGUUUAUCUUAUUGUCAUAAGAGAAAGAUUCUACACAGGGACCUCAAACCGCAGAAUCUGCUCAUCAAUGAGAAGGGAGAACUGAAGCUAGCUGACUUUGGUCUGGCGAGAGCAAAAUCUGUGCCGACGAAAACCUACUCCAACGAGGUGGUGACUCUGUGGUACCGGCCUCCAGAUGUCCUGCUGGGCUCCACAGAGUAUUCCACUCCCAUAGACAUGUGGGGCGUCGGGUGUAUUCUGUACGAAUUGGCAACGGGACGGCCCAUGUUCCCAGGCUCGACUGUCAAAGAGGAGCUGCACCUGGUUUUUCGCCUCAUGGGAACCCCGGCUGAAGAGACCUGGCCUGGGAUUACAACCAAUGAGGAGUUCAAGUCGUACCUUUUCCCCUUGUACCGAGCCCAGGCUCUAAUAAACCAUGUUCCCAGACUGGACACCGAGGGCAUCGAUCUUCUCUCCGCUCUUCUGCUGUACGACACCAGAAGACGGAUCUCGGCCGAGGCGUCUCUGAGACACGCGUACUUCCUCAGUCUAGGAGAGAACAUUCACUCGUUACCAGACACUUCAUCAGUGUUCUCACUAAAGGAGGUGCAGCUACAGAAGGACCCUGGACAUCGGAGCUCAGUCUUUCAUCCAGGUCGGGGAAAGAACCGCAGACAAAGUAUAUUCUAACGGCUGAUAGACGGAGGAGGGGGAACAUCACCACCGUGAAGCGAUGGCUGUAAAUCCCAGCAAACUGCCGUGCUGUAUCCCAAAACCUCCUCACACACACACACACACACACACACACACACACACACACACACACUAAAGCCAAUACUUUUCACUUCUGUUUUAUUGAAUUUGACAAAAUGACACAAUUCCAGCUGACCAGCUAAUUACCCAACUUUCCCUCUGUGUUUGCCCUAAACUCGUAUCUGGAUCACAAAGAAAAAAAAAUUCUCGUCCUGUGUUUGUGUUUAACUUAUAAACGUAAAGAAAAGUCUCUUAAGAAGUGUCCUGGAUCAUAGAAUCACUCCAAAGUACAUAAAAUUACUAGAGUAUUGUCCUCCUAAAUGAUUUAAAGGACAAAUCCACGCUAAACAACAUGAACAUUCAUCUCUCAUCUUUAUUUAUUACCCACAAUGCUGUACUGCCUGCUGAUAGAGGAGCAGCGGGAUUUAGCCCUCACGUCCUAUCGGUAUAAAGAGAGAUGCUGCUGCGCUUUAAUUCAAUUCUCAAUUCACUUUAUUUAUUUUUAGUUCACGUCGUCUCAAAGCAGCUUUACAUAAGUAUGGAAACAUUUAUCUCUAACAUUUAAUCCCAGGGGCAGUUCUAGAGGCGGGGCCACAGGGGCCCUGGCCCCUGGUGAAAUCUGAUUGGGCCCUGAUUGGCCCCCGUUCCAUCAAUCGUCGACGAGAACAGCAACCGGAGAAUUUUUCAAAACGAUCACAGAUGCAAUUCCACCACCAAACAAUUGACGGCACUCGAGCGUUUGCAAAAGGAAUGACUGCCGAAAUGUAUUUGCACCAUACUGAAUAAAUUAUUUUGUGUGCUUGAAUGUACCCUGUACUUGGCCCCUGAAUGUAACAUGUGGCCCCUUAUUGGCCCUGUUACAGAAAAAUCCUAGCCACUGUUUAACCCUAAUGAUCCGGAGCCGGAGGCGAGGCAGGGAAAAACUCCCCGAGAUCAUAUGAGGAAGAAACCUUGAGAGGAACCAGAAUCUAAACCUCAUUAUGGUGACACUGGACAGGAAAUAAUGUAAAUAAUCCUUUUGUCUGUCCAACUCUCUCACCUGUACACUUUGCCCAAACAGAUUAGCUUCAAAAAUGUCAGUUUUCAUUCUAAACAACAUCUAGCUGCGUCGUAGAUCGCUCGCUCAGCCACGUAUAACUGCAGUGCAUUCUGGGACGCCGUUCGCAUCGCCACCUCUACACCUGAUAUCUCAUUAAUAUGAUGCUGGGAACUGGUGUUUGAGGAAAGCAAAUUUUUUAACAGUGAAAUCUAGUCAUUCCACCAAUGAUUGAGAUCCCUAAAAUCACGUCACAACCGCUGAUCUCUAACAGUAAUAACAAAAAGCGGCAACUUAGCUCCAAAAUCACUGAACACAUCACAAAUAUUAUUAUCUGAUCAUAUUAAGCAUGUAUCAGGGUGCGUUUUCCUUUAAAUAUCUAAAAAAAAAAACACAGAACACUUGAAACAGGUUCGAAAGUGACCUAUCAUAGAUGUACAGUGAGGAAAGUUACAGAAAAUAAUGUGUUAAACUGUCAAAACGUACCCAGUUAAAGUGGACGCAUCGCUAAGAAAGUUAAAAAGUGAAAGCAGUGAAAUAUGCUGAAAGAUUUGAAAGUUCUCACACCUUCAGCUUUUUUCACAUUUCAUAAGACUCGCAUCAUGUUUCAAUUCAAUUCACGUUACAAUUGUUAAAGUCAAUAUUUGGGGUUGAGUUUUGUGGGUGGAGUCUGGGGCGGGGCUAGGAUUCUGAGGUCAUAUAGUAAAAGUUAGAAUUCAACAGCGCUGGUGAAUAAAUAACGAUGGGGUUUGAUCAGAUGUUUAAAAGCACAAAGCAUGUCCAAAGUCUGCACUUUUAACAUAAACAUUUAUGACGUUAAACCUCGACACAGGGUUUUGUGUAGUCUGUAGUACUAAAUGAACACUGUCACUUUUUGUGCGUUUACCUCAGAGAUGAAAAUGUUCUUCGAAGCAUCUAAAGGUGCCUUGUACAAAUCAAUUAUGAUGAUGGUUCCAAUUUUUAUUCGUCUUCUUUUUCAGAUUAUUUGAAUAGCUAUUUUAAUACUGUUAUAGGGUCUGGAGAUGUUGCUCUUCAUCAAUAAUUGCACAUGAUUUACUGUUUGGUACGAUGAACUGUUCUACCGUGUUUGCACAUGGCAUCCAAGUGUCCUAAAUUUUGUCUUUGCCUGCCCGUUUCUUUGGAACUUAGUAUUUCCCUUAAAAAAAGAGCACUCUAUAUUUCUAGUCAAAGCCAUCAAGUACGGAGAAUCAUAGUGAUGUUGUGGUGAAUUUCUAGAAGAUGAAAAAGCAUCAAAACAGAAUAGAGGAAGAGGAGGAGUGAGAAAGAGCAUGGCUGUGUUGCAGUACUGGCCCUCAUUACUUUCCCUCAUGAUUUCUCUUUGACCCGUUCCAGCAGAUUGUUACCGGAAGUGAAAUUUGGCGAAUAGCGAAAAAAUCAAAUCGACAUGAGAGUCAACCUGACUUCUUCCCUGGGGAAAAAAAGCAAUAAGUUAAUAAUUUAGAUUGAUUUGCUGCUAAAAUUAGGUGUUAUAUAGCCAACUACUCUUCAACUAUGUCUUUAUCACACAUCACGUCAUAAUUUCUGGUGAUAGCUGUGGUGAAAAAAAAAAAUAGGUGACACUACGUGAUAACAUACCCUCUAGGGUGCCUUUGUGUUGAAGAAAGUACAAUGGAACUCCCUGUAUGUUGCACUCUAAGUGGAUAAAACAAGAUGCAGUGCCCUAUAGGCUCUCUUAAAUGUGACAAAAUGAGAUGUACUGCCCUAUAAAAUUCUGUACAUGUGACAAAAUCAGAUGCAGUGAUAAUCAGAUGCACUUAAAAGGAUCCCCUAGAUGCAAGGAAACAAAAAAAGGUACCAUUUAGGUUCCCAUAAAUUUUUUCCCCUACAUGCAAGAAAACUCUAAGUGAUACUGAUUAGGCUCCACUACAUUUGACAAAAUUGAGACGACUUGCCAUAUAAGGUUUCCUGCAUGCAAGAAAAUCAGAUGAAGUGUCCUAUAGGCUCCUCCACCUGGUGGCAACAUGAGAAGAAAUGCCUGAUAGGCUUCUCUGCAUCCUUAGAAAAUGAGAAGAAAUGCCUGAUAGGCUUCUCUACAUCUGACAAAAUGAGAAGAAAUGCCUGAUAGGCUUCUCUGCAUCUGACAAAAUUAGAAGAAAUGCCAUAUAAACCUCUCUACAUUCAAAAAUACAGGAUAAAGUGCCCUAUAGGCUUUUCUACCUGGUGAUCAAUAGACAAGAAGUGCCGCUCUCCUUAUGUAUAAAUAAAUACUCUAUAGGCUCCUCAACCUGGUGGCAAAAUGAGAAGAAAUGCCUGAUAGGCUUCUCUGCAUCUGACAAAAUGAGAAGAAAUGCCUGAUAGGCUUCUCUGCAUCUGACAAAAUGAGAAGAAAUGCCUGAUAGGCUUCUCUGCAUCUGACAAAAUGAGAAGAAAUGCCUGAUAGGCUUCUCUGCAUCUGACAAAAUGAGAAGAAAUGCCUGAUAGGCUUCUCUGCAUCUGACAAAAUGAGAAGAAAUGCCAUAUAAACCUGUCUACAUUCAACAAAACAGGAUAAAGUGCCCUAUAGUCUUUUCUACCUGGUGAUCAAUAGACAAGAAGUGCCCUGUAAACUUCCCUACAUACUUUAGGCUCUCCUUAUGUAUAAAUAAAUACCCUAUAGGCUCCUCAACCUGGUGACAAAAUGAGAAGAAAUGCUCUGUAGGCUACCCUAUGUGAUAAAAUGAGAUGCCCUAUAGGCUUGCCUGCAUAUAAAAAUAAAUAAAUUGUUAAAUCAAUAAAUAUAUCACUGCUGCUGCAACGGGUCACCUGUGUGUGAUGUCAGGGAAGAGUGGAAGUCAAUGAGGGCAUGUCACAAACAGUACGAGAGAGAGAGAGAGAGAGAGAGAGAGAGAGAGAGAGAGAGAGAGAGAGAGAGAGAGAGAAUAAAUACAGGAUACCAGGUUGUGUACUUCUCAGACUUUUCACUCCUUUAAAAAAAAAUCUCAAUGUGUUUUUGUGGUAAAAAAAUAGAAUAUUUGAAAUUAUAUAUUGAACAGAAUUAAUAUAUGUCUUAUAACAAGUGUUUUCCUUCUUCUCAGUGGAUAUUUUGGCAAGAAAUUGACUGUAUUAAAUACAUUUAGAUUACGUCUACAUGUUUUAUAAAUAAUAAGAAUAAAAAAAAACGAGAAAGAUUUAGAUUUUUGUAUGAAAUGUGCUACUCCAUAUUUUGUGUGAUGUUUAUUCUAUUUCAGUAUCCUGAAGCUGAAUGUAUUGUGAUUGCUGAAGAAGCCAAAAGUGAUUAAAUAAAUUAAGAACUAAAUAAAUUAUAAAGCUCAA